Colletotrichum scovillei is the source of this 1029-nucleotide messenger RNA. RefSeq lists its product as uncharacterized. Bases 1 to 1029 code for a protein of 342 amino acids. The record is from RefSeq and is a predicted model, not a curated record. NCBI's taxonomy places the organism in Eukaryota, Fungi, Ascomycota, Sordariomycetes, Glomerellales, Glomerellaceae. The transcript is spliced from 2 exons. Gene Ontology annotation, molecular function: oxidoreductase activity, acting on NAD(P)H.
AUGAAAGAAGCGAUUUUCGACGGCAGGCUCAAGGUUGAGAUCCACGAUGUUCCGAUUCCAGCCCCGGGACCGGGGCAGAUCUUGAUCAAAACCUUCAUCUCUGGUACCAAUCCUAAAGACUGGAAAGUGCCGAAGGUUUGGGCUUCGCACUUCCCACCUCUCAAUCACGGAGAUGACAUUGCUGGCGUUGUUCAAACUGUUGGUGAUGGCGUGCUCGGCUUCAAGACGGGAGACCGGGUUGCGGCCUUCCACGAGAUGAACACCCCACAUGGAAGUUACGCUGAAUACUCCAUCGCUUGGGCUCAGUCGACCUUUCUGAUCCCUGACAAGACCAGUUUUGAGGAGGCGGCCACAAUCCCACUCGCUGCCAUGACCGCUGCUCUUGCCUUGUACCAAAAGCUCGAUCUUCCGCUUCCUUGGAAUCCAGCCAAGGCAAGUUUGCCUCUUCUAGUCAACGGCGGUGCUACAGCUGUUGGUGCCUUUGCCAUCAAGCUCGCGACCCUGUCCAACAUUCAUCCCAUCAUCGCCGUCGCCGGAAGUGGUAGCCCAUACGUCGAAACCUUGGUCAACAAGAAGAAGGGAGAUGUCGUCAUUGACUAUCGAAAGGGAGAACAUCACGUUCUUGAGCAAAUUCGUCUUGCAGCCGGGGGGCAGCCUAUCAUCAAUGCUCUAGAUGGCGUGUCCGAAGAGCAGACAGUCCGGAUCGUUGCAAAGGCCCUUGCCCCAGGCGGCAAGAUCUCAGUCUUUCUACAGACCUCUCCCAGUGAUAUUAAGGCCGAGAUCUUGUACACCAUGGUGGGCACUGUCCAUGCCUCGAAUGACACUCCAGUUUCUCCCUUAGGCGACAAGGAGUUCGGGUCCGUGUUUUAUCGCUUCUUCGGGCUGGGAUUGGAGGAAGGCUGGUUUAAUGGUCAUCCUUACGAGGUUCUCCCCGAGGGCCUUGCCUCUUUGGAGAAAGCACUCAAAGACCUUGAAGCUGGCAAAGUGUCUGCUAAGAAGUACCUUCUUCGCAUCGAAGACACUAAGUGA